Messenger RNA from Drosophila eugracilis, 2063 nucleotides. RefSeq lists its product as uncharacterized. Gene Ontology annotation, molecular function: serine-type endopeptidase inhibitor activity. Bases 29 to 1981 code for a protein of 650 amino acids. Lineage: Eukaryota; Metazoa; Arthropoda; Insecta; Diptera; Drosophilidae. The transcript is spliced from 2 exons. The record is from RefSeq and is a predicted model, not a curated record.
UUGGGCUUCAUUCGCGCUUGUCGUUACCAUGAAAGCGGUUCUCUGCGCGAUUUUCGUCACGUUGCUGGCCACCUUUGGUCGAGGCUUGCCCACCCAGCUGGAGGAUCAGAGUCAGGGAUCCUUUGCCGGUCAGAUUUCCCAACUGAUUGCUCUGCAGCUGCUCAAGUUCAACAAGGACAUCGAUGCCAAUCAGGUGCAUUCGCCGCUGGGAGUAGCCUCUAUUUUGGCUGUUUUGGCGGAGGCCUCCGAGGGCGAUACCUACUCCGAGUUCCAGCAGGUCUUCGGUUACCCUAAGGAUCGCACGCAGCUGAGGGAUGCCUACAAGAGGAUUCUGGGAAGCUACCAGAACAGAGAUGCUGCUGUGGCUCUGCCGUCCUUCCAAACCUGGUUGUACGUCUACCGGAAUAGCAGUGCCAGGGAGGAGUUCAAGGAUCUUCUCGAGAAACACUACUACGUGGAUGUGAAGGAUAUCAGUCGCCAGGAGUACGAUUGGAAUGAACCGAACACCUCACUGCAACUGUCAGAGGAAAAGGACAAUACAGACUCCGCUGAGGGAAGCACCGAGCAGAGCAACAGCAAGGACGUCAUUGGAUUUGAAACCCUCAAGAGGAUUAACCUGGAUGACGAGGACAUACCUGCCAUUCCAGCUGACGGCUAUGGCCAGGAAAUCAUCGAUAAAGAGGCCUCCAAGUUCGAUCGUGAUAUAGAUGACAAGCAGUAUGUGGAAAAACCAGUUGCCCUGGCUGAGGCCGAGCUACUAAAGAAAGAACAGCAGCAGCAGCAGGCGACCACAGAAUCAGAAUUGGAGUCCCAGCCCGAGGAAACUACAACUCUUGCUGUGGAAAAACAGGAAAAACCAGACAUAGCAGCGGAGGAAAAUCCAGCUGAAAAGCAGCAGAACAAGCGCAGCGACCAGGAGGAAAGCCAGAUCAAGAACCUGGAGGAGAACGAGACGGUGCAGGAGGAGGAGAAGUUGGCCAAGAUCAUGGCGGCUCCCGCUGUGACCGCCAGUGAACCCGAAAAGGUGCGUCUGCCCCUCCAAAAGCUGGAAAACGCUGUGAAGACGGUGGCCAAGGAUGGUGCCGAUGAAAUAAUGCUUGCCCUGGAGUCGCGCUUGUCUUCCGUUAGUCGGGUCUAUGGAGCACGUAGCUUGUUCCGCCAGGACGACAUCGCCUCCGCCUUGAGUGCCAACUCCAUCACCGGUCGCUCGGCAGGAUCCAAGUCCAAGAUGCUGCUCUUCAACGGGCUCUACUACCGCGGCAGCUGGGCGACUCCUUUCUACCAACUGAGAGACGGCAGCGAUGAGUUCUUCUUCAUGACCAACGAGGAUGCCAUGAAGGCUCCUAUGAUGCAUGCCCGAGGAAAGUUCCAGGUGGCAGAGCUUCCUCAGGUCAAGGCCCGAGUUCUGAGUCUUCCCUACGAAACUUCCCGAUAUGCCUUGUGCAUUGUCUUGCCCGACGAAACGGAGGGACUGAGUGACGUGAUAUCCAACCUUCAGACCAGCGACUUCUUGCUGGCCAAGAAGCAAUUCCAAGCAAAGGAGCUGCAUGUUUCGCUGCCCAAGUUCCAAGUGGAGGAGACCUCCCGCUCCGAGGCAAUGCUUAAGCAGAUGGGUCUGAAGAAGGUCUUCUCGAGGACCGAAGCUCAGCUGGGCUUGCUGUCCGAGGAUCCCGACGUGCAUGUAGACGAGAUUGUGCAGUUCGUGAACGUCCGGGUGGACGAGGGAGGUAGUAGUGCCAAUUCCCUGUCAGCUGCCACCAUGCAGGCCAGGUCUCCUAGUUCCGAGUCCACUGUACUGCCCGUUCCAGAGCCUGAGCCCGAACAGCCAGGAGUAGAGCGCUUCGAGGUCAAUCGUCCUUUCGCCUACUUCAUCGUGGACUGCCAGGAGCAGUUUGUCCUGGCCUCUGGAAAAGUCUACACGCCCGAGUUUAAGGAAGAUCUGCCCUCCGUUUCCGUCGAAGUGGAACUGGAACAGUCUUAGUCUGCUAGCUUAGUCUCUCAUAAGUAUCAUAACGAAUUUUCACCGAUCCAUGCAAUAAACGUGCACAAUUCAUUUCCCAAAA